AUGCGACAGGUAUAGAGCAAAAUAUCGAUAAUAACAGGGCCGGCGAGUUAAAAUGCGGUUUGUGACUAAUAAGCAUAUUCCACAGAUUUAUUUCGCAGUAAUCUCUUCCAGACUUUUAGAUUACUCGAGUUACCCGACGUUAUAGCUAGAGUACGGAGAAUCCCCUGGCUGGCGAACAGAUCCGAUCAUUGACAAAGUCCAUCCAUUACCAUAGCCACCGGACGAUGCAACUGUCGCAGCCGGCCUCCUAAGGUCACCGAAGCGUUCUCGGUGACACCUGGAAGGGAACUUUUUUAUGGAACGAGGUGAGACAUACUAAUUAACCGUCGGGCUUCGGCGGAAAGCUGAAGUAGAUAGACGGGUGACCAGGUGUCCAUCUACGAGUAAAACUUCUUAAUGCAAUCUCUGAUUACUGGGUCUAAAUUUAGAGUAGAUUAGGGCCAAAAACGAUAACAUUUGUCUGCGACAUACCUACAAUGACGUUCUCACCCAAAUUCCUUCUCCGGUUGGCGUGCGCAAUUUGGCGCCUGAGGCUUAGAUCAACUCAACUCCCCACUCUGUCAUUAAUUAAAAGCAUUGAAGCCUGUUUUUCCGGGUUUUCUCGCCCGUGAUUAUGUCUUAUAAACUUCCCACUAAAUGUAAUACAGCAGCACUAUCGUUUUAGUGUCAGAAAAGGACAGCGCAGUCCAUCAGUGUAAUUUCGGACUUUUUCCCUCUGGAAUCACCAUAAAUGCUAAUUCGGGUCAUUAUAGGCAAAGUCCUGUCUCCAAAUAUAUGACCUUGGUUUGGAGUAUGUUGAGGUUAUAUUACUUAUUGAUAGACUUGACAGUUUUCCUGCCGAGACUAAUCAUCUCUAACCAGACAGCUCUUAUUCCAAAGUCAGGUUUCCAGCUGUUUACGCGACCACAAAGGGAUUUUUGAGAGCUGGAGCACCAUCAGAAACCACGGGGCCCCCCUGAGAGACAAAGUAACCUGCUGGAACCCUCAUAAAAUUGAGAUGCCGGUGUCCGGACUUUAAUGGAUUAAGUUUCCUCAUGUCCAUAUUGCCAUAUUUACUGGGGCUAACAUACCGUGGCUAUUUCUCCAACGUUAAGACCUGAAUGUACCUGAAAGGUAGUCUGCGGACCACUGUACCGCAGUGUCAGAGAUUAAUUGCCAAAACCUGGAGGGGUAUCGUCACUGGAUAUUUCUAACUCACCGAUCAGCAAGGCGCUGAGCUAGUGCGUCUUUGAAGCCAGUACGAUUCGUGUGUUCAUUUCAUGACCCUAGAACGGGUCAUGCGAUAGAUGCGUUGGACCAACAAGGGAGCUAGUGCGUGUUCUUUGAAAGGCGCACCCAGGUGCAAGCUCGCACCGCGCCAAUUGGGAUCCGAACCGCCCCCUUUUUUCCUCGUGUUAUGAAAUUCCGAUCUGUGUGCAUUGUGGACCAUGGGGCAUGGUGGCGCGCGCUUAGAUGCGAGGUUUUGCCGUAUCAGCCACCUACGCUCUCUCCCUCUGAUGAAUUUCUUGACUAUGUCUGGACACCGGGCCCAGGGGGGGAGGAGAGAGCGCGGAUGAUGCAGUGUAAGUCCACUAUCACAAUAAAAUAAUUCACGCGCAUGUCACCGUCCCUGCUCUCAUCUUGUUGUGGGGACAUACCGCAAGUAUCAUCGGUCACGACUUUUGCACUGUCGUGUGGUCAUUCCAGUUCUCGAGAUUUUUAUUUUAAUAUUGUUUGCUUUAAUACUGUACGUGCCUCUCGUAUAAGGUCCAGGCUCCCUCUUAUAAAUUAAAAUGGUCUGCUAUUCCAUUGCAGGGAUGUUAAACUCAUUUUUUGAGGGACCGCCCGGAGUCAAUAAAAGGAACUUCGCUUGUGGGCUGAUGUAGCUAUAGAUGCCGUCAAUCCUAGACGUCCAUCUUGUGGUCGUUUGUUUCCUCAUAAGAAACUGUUUGGAACGUCGUACGCAGAAAACGAAGUAUCUUGGCUCAUAGGGUUGCUGUUUCUUUUUGCAUGAAAUAGGGCUCCCUAAUGCUGAAAAUGCGUGUACCGACAAGGUUACAAGACACUAGAGUGACCACCUGCGGACGACACACCCAAAUCAGGUGCUUACCCAACCGAGGUUUUAGCCCGAGGUUCUAGACGUUCACUGAGCAUUUUAAAUCAAACACUCCCGCCGUGCGUCGGUUGGCCGUUCCAGCCUCCCUCGUCUCUCUGCGACACAUCUGUCGACUGACCCUUGUACUGCCUUUGAUUCGCCAGUAUAUACUCAGGUCCGACUUUUGAAGGGUGAUGGUCCAAGCUAAGCGCAGAGCUGCUUCUCACCCGUCUGGUCCUUAAGGAUUGCGUUAGUCUGCUAUGUCAUGGUCCAACAAACCAUGGCUCUCGCAACCUGGUGUGCACUGGCAGUUCUCUGACAUCUGGUUCCCUGCCAGUGGAUGCGCUUGUGCUACCGCUGUGUAUACAAAUCGUGAACAUGACUGCCCAGUCAUUCUCCGCUUUCUGACCCGUUGUGGUGCUGUUGUUGUUGGUCAAAAUCCUGGUCAAGAGUUCAUUGUGGUCCAGGGGAAUGUAGUGGCACGUCAAGGCGCGGAUCCACCCGCGCCAGUCACCUACACCCUCCCUCACCUCCAGUCUUCUUGACAAUGUAUUAACACCAGGUUUGCGCUCCCGCUGGGUGGACAAGUCCAGUGCCCACUCAACCUCCUCUUUCUGACCUGCUAUUCUGUUGUUGCUGGUUAAAGUCCUGGUCAAGUGUCUUUUGUGGACCAGGAAGUGUGAGGGUACGCCUAGGUGCUGGUUUGGCCGUCCCGACCACCUGCGCUCUCACCUACCUCCGGUCUUUUUGACUAUGUCUUGAGACCGGGCCCAGGUGGGGGGAGGAGGAGUUUCAUCGGCGGCACCUAUAAUAACACCAGACCGAUGAACUCAACCCUGCUGUGGCUGUUACUAUUUCCAAUUAAAGCAGAACCCUGAGCGCUUGGAUAAUUGGGCAAUGGGUGAAUUCGGCCACUGAUUGGGCAGAGGCUGGCUCAUGACGGCGAGCAAACCUGAAACGAGUUGACACACACUAUAUCGACAGAUUCGAUCUUCUUACACAUCCAGGACGGUCUCGUCAACUACCCUAACUCGGAGGACUCGGAUACCGAACAGGAAGACGAUCAGGACGCCGGCACCACUUCCUCCUUCUUCUUCUCCAGGUCUCCGGCCACCGACUCGCUUACUCCACCUGAUCCCCCCUCUCCAAGUAUGCCAUUCGCUAGGCAUUGAAAUUCCUGCAUCCCACUGAUCGAUGCGACUCCAGCCCACCCUUUUCCCUCUCCCUCUAGCUGAUUUUUGGCGCACAACGGUCUCAGACAGGGAGCCGGUGUGUGUCCAGGAGCCUGCAGACACACUGUAUGCCUCCCCUGCCAUUGCGCGCCCCCCGAGUCCGCCCUGGCAGCCUCCUGAAAUCACCAAACCCCGAGCGCCGGAUGCUGGCAUUGAGAUGAACGCAUGUGCCUAUCGACACCUGGAGAAAAAGAAGAGGAGACGCCUCGACUCUGCGAUAUCCGCCAAGCCUGGAGCGGAACAAAAGUCGGAGCCUCCUCUCGCAAAUGUCCCUCAGAAAGUUGUUGCCAGUGAAGAAUUCGCCUCCGAGGAGGCAGAGCAGGACGACAACCUCUUUAAACGGCUCUCUUUUUCCUGUGAGGUGAGACUGGAUACACAUGGAAACUUUACAUUAUUUUAUGUGCUCUAUUUUGCCUACUUAAGCCCUUUUGAGUAGCAAUCUUUACUAGAUCUAAAUAUUGUUUCAGGACCUCCCAUCUGGCUCAUGGAACACGGACGAUUUCUACCCCCGCUGUUCGGUCUGCUGGCCGUUGUUAGCUGUCAGUUGUCCCGUUGGCAAGCUGAGCGGGAUUCUGCAGUUCGGUGUACAGGUCUGGAAAUUGGAUGGUGAACCUCUGACAGCCCAUCGAGUCGCAACCUAUGGCGACGCUGGCACGGCUCCCCCCGGACGGAUUGUCUGGCUGCGACUCUUGACAAAACACUGGCUAGCGGUAGCCUACGAGACCGGCUUUCUUUGCGUCUGGGACAAUGUAAAAGGUAAUAGUUACGAUUCAUUCUCUUCCUCGUGAGGUGUUGUGAUAUCCGCACAGGGCUGUCCGAGUUAGCCCUCUUCGCUUUCCCAAAAGUUUUGAGUAUAUCUGACGAUGGACUGCUGCACGAGUCGUAAAGCUUAGGACAAUGGGCAAAAUAUUCCGGUGCUCAAAACCUCUUCUUCUUUUCAUAUCCGGGCCCCACUGAUGUAAAUUGAAUAUUGCCUCCAGGAGUUGCGGCUCGAACCCAGUUUUAUAGGUGAUUGAGCAGUUAUAAGUCCAACGCUCUACCUCUCGAUUGCUUUGGACUGCGUAACGUCUAUUAACCGAAGAAUCCGGGUUUCUGUCCCGCGCUAUCUAAGCCUACUGUCGGACAUGACUGACUGACGAUGGUUAGAAAGUCAAAAAUGACCGCCUUUCGAUUUGGUAACCGUGCAUAACAUGCAAGCCGUGCGACCAAACAACCCUAGUUUAAAUCCCGGGUUAUCCGACCCCUGGGUUGAGGGGGGGAGGGGGAAAGUUGUGGCUCGCCGGUGACGACUGACAGAACGUUAAUGGUUAUCGCGUGGUGCUAUUAGUUAACUGCCGGAUCAUUCCACUUGGAAUGUCCAAGUACGAAUCUCCGAUUAUCCAAACCUGGACCAAAGAAUUCGGGUUUCUGUCCCGCGCUAUUUAAGCCUACUGUCGGACGUGACUGACUGACGUCGGCUAGAAAGUCAGAAGCGGCCGCAACCGAUUUAGCCACCGUGCGUAACAUGCCCAUCGUGCGGCAAACGAUCUGAGUUUGAAUCCCGGGGUUGAGGGAGGGCGGUUGUGGCUCGCUGAUGGCGAAUAACAGAACCUAAAUGGCUAUCACUUGAUGCCAGUAGUUAACUGCUACACCAUUCCACUUGAAAGGUUUAAGUACGAAUCCCUGAUUAUGUUAACCAGGCUGGCGGAUGACGGCUGACAGUGAACUGGUGCCUGGGCAAAAUCCUGCCCCGUGGUGUUUUGUGGCGCGGGCUGUUGGUGGGGGAAGAUGUAAUUGCGUGGUGUAGCUGGCGGUUGUCAACAGCAGGUUUUUGUGAAUAUGCCAGUGUCUCAAUAGGGGCAGAUGAGGUGGAUGCUCCAGACAUUGGGCGAUGAAUUCGCAAUAGGCUUGGCCGAUGCGCGAGGUGAAUGUACUGGGACAGUGUGGAGUGGAAAUGUCGGCGGUGUCGGCGUCGGUUUCGGUGACCUUUGGCACGCCCACGCAUGUUAAAUGAAUGCCGCCCAAGCCCCGUUGUGCGAAAUCAUGAUGCUUGUGUUUGGGCGGGGGGGCGCGCAGACAAGGUUACUAGACAUGUCAGCCACCGCACCCAUUCCCCGCACCUGUCAAUUGACCGGUUCGAACAGUGGCUGGGGCCUGGGAAUGGGAAGGGAGAGUUAGGUGUACGAUCCAGUGCAUUUUCCUCAUUGAAAACAAUCUGAUGCGCCCGAAUCUAUCACGACGCCCUAAAAGUCGUGGCAUGGAAGUCUGCCUACCGACGGGAUAACUUCGUCCUCCUCUCAUGACGGCUCCGUCCUCUGUGGCCCUCAGCGGGGAUCCGAGUCGUCCCACCCCUAUUCACUGUCAAAACCUGAUCCAUCGUGCUCGGGUCAGGCGCGUUUGGCACGCGCAGAUGGGCUGUUUAGCUACUGUGCCCGACCCAUCCUCCGGUCUCCUAGACCCCGGUGGGUGGACGACAGAGUGCGGUAGAUGCAGUGCAAGACUACCAUCAUUGUACACGAAUUCACGCGUCCAAUUUGAAGUUCCUAGCAGUACUUUUAACUAGACGAGAUUAUUCAAUCUGGUUGCAUCAUAGUUUGUCUUGGAACUUAGUACUGCGCCAUUAAGCUUUAGGUUGAAAAAUUGUCUAGCCAACCAGGUUACUUUUACUACGGAAAGAAACUGCGACUUAAGUCCAGAACGCCAGAAGCCGCCGCAGGUAAAUGAAAUUUCUUACGUAAAACCACAUAAAUUUCGGUUCAUUAGCGUAGGUCGUUUUCCCGUCUAUAGCUGCUAGAGCUCCCCACCAAAAGCUGGCCGACGACGAUUAACAGAACGGAAACGGUUAUUCUAGUCUGGCCUGUUGUCAAUAUUCGUCUUACAUUUCAACUCAUUUCUAGCUGAUUUUCGGCGUACUUACAGGUGAGCCGUUCGUUACAAAUUUCGCACUUCCGAAACCUUGCAUAUUUUAAGUGACAAAUAUUUUCGUCUCAGGAAGCUGGACUAAAAAUUCCACAGGGGAAUAAAAGAGCAGAAUAAAACAGUAGUCCCAUGUCUUCAGACUUUGGCCCCAAAGCGUUUUGUACUGUUGCCUUAAAGGCGCAUGUGACUCGCGUUAGGCGAAGGCCUUGUGCUUUGUGGGCCAUCGCACUGGUCCACGCAAACCUGCCGCUGGAAGGAAAUGCGUGUCAAAUCCUGCGUUUACUUCCAUUACUACCACAAACUGCCACAACACCUGGGCUGGUGGCUUCCAGUUUUCGGGAUGAGUAACUUUAUGAAGCUUUCGCGGCAGUCCCUACCUGUCAUACUGUCUUACGUGGAGUGAAUGAUCGGCGUGUGCGUGGCACCCGUAGACAUACCCUCUUUUCAGGUCAGCAACUCUGUCUAUGCUCUUCCGCACUCGUUUGACUUUGUUUUGUCAUCGCAAAGCGACACUUCCUUGAAGAAGGUGCGAAAGAUGUCGGUGCGCUGAACUUCCAACUGCACCCUGUCCGAGUCAUUUUGUCGCCAGCAACGACAUCCACCAAGUGCCUCACUGAGUGGACUCGCCAUCGGUGGUUUGCGCGUGCAGUAGUUUAUAGUGAGAUAGACUUACACAGCAUAUGUCUCACGCUCCCCUUCCCUUCCACCUUGUGCGAAGGAUGGGACUGUAUAAAGACGGUUAGCAGCGGUGCCUGACAAAUCUGAACGGCGUGGCUUCACGUGUCACACACGACCUGGUCCACACAGCAUGCUGAUUUCACGUUAGUGGAGCCAUUUUAGCCUGACCCUCACCCCCCCCCCCACAGUCACUUCACAUUAUUCACCAUGAGAAAGCAUCAGUUGACAGCCGUCAAAGCCACGCCUCUCAGUGUGUGUCCAAGUCUCAUCCUAACUUUAUAUUCGCCCUCACCCAUGCACUAAUAGAUUGUCCGAAUCUGUCAGUCCGUGGGUGCGGUGGCGAAAAGGCCUACGUAUAGACGCACCACAUAUGCAGCAGUAGUUAUGAGCUCCCACGAACUCUGCGUGCCGCGGGCCAAUCUGACCCUGUGAUGGCCCAGCCCUAGUUAUGCAAACAGCCACACAUACGCAGGCCCCAUUGACCGAACAAGCGCCCUCUAUACCUGCAGGUCAACAGGUUCUCAGGAUCAACGUGAGUGGUUGCUGCGGAUCGCGACUCCGAGCAGUCAGUGCUGCCCUAUCCGACACUGACAUCACCCAGUCCUGCUUCCUGGUUGCCGGUGAUGCCCCUUCUAUCUCCCUGUGGGACUUGCGGAUCGGAGAUGCGGAUGCCACACACAGGCCAGCUCAACGCUUCAACUACCAGGGCUAUCCUGUCUCGGUAACAAUAUUCUUGUUUAUGUAAUAGUGACAGGCGCUCCGCCGUAAUUACCUCUGACUUAAAAGAAUACUCACCCUGGACAGUUUCCUGAAUGGUUCCACUGUUCACACUGCCACGAACUUGUUACUUCCGCUGUUCGGGCAAAGGGCCGCACACCGAUCACGCCACAGAACUCACUCAUCCUGUCUUGCCUUGGAGUUCUUCCGGCCUUCUAGACCACAACUCUUGUCGUCCCUUACGCUAUUCAAAUGGUCCAUUCUGCUGUUUAUAUCAGUUUCUCUCACUGUUGAAAACGCGAUAAGCACCCAGGACUUUUGUGUGGUAUUUCUAGAUACUUAAAAGAGCCCUUAAGGCACAACGGAACGAGUGAGUUCCGUAUGAACGAUCGGUGAGCGCCCCCCCCCGCUACCAUUGUAUAUUCCUGAUCAAAAUCCGACAGGUCAACGGGUUCGUGGCCCAGUGGUUAGAGGCGUGGACUUCUAACCAAUAGGUCGCGAGUUCGAGCCUCGGGUGUUCCGCAGUUCGGGGUUGGGCAUGAUUGGCUGACGACGGCUAAUAAGCCAGAAAUGGCCAUUCCAGUCUCCCUUGUCUUUGUCGGUAAUGCCAUUCUGCCUUGAUGUUAGUUUUUAUGUUACACGGCUUGUAGACAUCAGAUCUGCUCUGGCUGGCACACUCCGGCCACUUCGCCUCCUGCACGGACACUGUUCAACGGGACGUGACGGACAAGAGUGUGGCCGUGUGGGACCUUCGUCUGCAGUCCAUCAUCUCUCGACAGCUCUAUCAGGUUAGUGACGCGGCGCCGGUGCACGCAAGGAAACACAGACUCCCUGCGGAACCUUCGAAGCGGUUGACCCAGUAGAUUCAUUUGCUAGAGAUUUUACUUACUCUAACACUUCACUCAACGGACAAACGGGUGGUGGACGUACAAACAUGUAUUUUUUGUAGGAUGUGAUCACCAAAGGACUGCAUACUUAUUGAUUUAUGGAUCUCAUUCGUCGGAGAUCUUGUUACUCGGUUCGAUAACUGCCUGGUCGCUCACACCACGUGUUCUGAUUUACGGCGACUUUAUUAUCGAUUUUAAUAGUUCGUGUGAUAAUUGCUCAGCGGUUUUGCUCACAAAUAUUAUUUCCGACAACAGUAAUAUCCGCGGGCUCCCCGGGUGGCUCGGACGAUGCAAAUGAGGAGUGUGUGACCGAACGGGAAACAGGAGAUCUGAGGUUAUUGGUAAAUAAGGCGGGUUGGGUAAGAUGGUAUGUGGCGGGAGAAUUCAACUCUACCCCCUUUCCUAAUGUUUAACCUAACCCCUAGGCCUAUCCGGAGACGCAAUACCAAUAUCGCAUGUCAACUUAACUCGCAUAAGUAGGCGCGUAGUGCUAAUAAAACUGCGGAUUUAGUGCUUAAUCGACAGCGAGCCUGUCUGUCGGUGCACUGCGAGCCAUGACUUACGAAGCUCGCUUCUUAGACGGCCGUCACACUUUUACGAGCGUUUCAGCCAUUUUAUACUUGAAGGUGUGGACGGGUUCCGUCGAGUGAUUCGCGAUCUGUGAGCUGGCAUCAUUCCUCAUGACAACUGAUGCGUGGUCGAUGAUCCCCAGGUGGGGCAAAUCUCCCGUAUCUUCGAAGUAUUUGCUUUAUAUCGCAAGUGUUCACUUCAAUGAGAACAUCCGUGAUGAGUAUUCAGCGAUCAGUCACUCGAUUUGAGCCUGCCAAUCUGUAGGAAUUCGAUCAAACGAUGGCCAUAUCUUCUGGCAUUGGACCCGAGACGUCAGGCAAGUCAGGCGAUCACGUAUACUUUUCAAUUAGUGGCAUUGACAGGCUCGUGAACAGACGGAAAAGGUGACGCAUCUUGUUGGGAAACAUGGCUUACUUUUUGAAAGGAUUACUUUGGGUGGGUUGUAACACUGCUUAUCUGCGUGUAGCUAUAGCCCUAACCCCCACUGAUACCGGGUGUCGACUGUGCCUUGAUAUUCGAUAUUUCACCUCCACCGAAGUAACCCUUUCCAGCUAGUGGGUCCUGUGCUUCGCCACCUACUGUACAUUUCUCCUGCAAGCCCUUGGUCCUCCUCGAGGGCCGCGGGAAAGUCAUCCCGCGUAGGGGGAGGUCUCCAUCUGCAAGCUUUAAACUGCCGAGGCUAGGCCUCGCAUGCCGGGCAGAUGUCCCAUCAACUGACUCGUUGCUGACCAGUCUCGCCCAGUGACCUCUGUGGACGCUCGAUCUGCGAGCAAGAGCGUGGUGCGCGCCGUCAGCACAAACCAUGAACUCCGUGCCCCCUGCCCUUGGUGCAGCGCCUUCAUCGUGUGGUAGCUCACUCUCCCAUAUAGCUAACAACGUCCCACUUCCGGUAUGUCGCCGGCAAUGGUGACCUUGCCGGUAUAUCGAUCACUGAUCGGUCAAUUAGUGGCGUGGACAUAAUGUCUCCUCCGGCCUACGCUGGUCAGCGCUACCUCCCCGGUCCUUCUGCACACUGGCUCAAGAAGGACUGUCUAGUCAAGUCUGUUUCUUUGCCAUCUGAACGGAAAUUUCACUAAUGUGAUUGGCAGCACAACAGUCCUCUAAACACCUGACCGAUGCGCGUUGGUUCGUCGACACUCAGGUUUCCGUCGCAGAGACUGGGGAGGUGUGUGGGCGGACUUCGUCAGACCCACAGACACAGACCGCCGCUUGUUUAGGAACAUCGUGCAGGCGGACUUAGUGGACAUCACAACAAUAAGCAAUCCUGGACAUUGGUGUGGCAAAAUGAUUACUGUCCGGCCUGUCACUCGCAUGUUUCCAGUCCUAUCUGCGCUCCAGGUAAGAUGCACCGAACAAACUACUGCUAAUUUAGGAAAAAUGAGUCUAAUGAGUGGGACAUAGUUUCCCGCCUACUAGAGGCGACCGCCAGCUGGAAUUUGUAACUGUUACAGGUCACAAGCGAGUGAAGGACAAUUAGCGAGUCCCCACGAGGGGGUUCAUAGUACUGACAGAAGUAGAGAGCCCGGGCGGGGGUCGAGGCGAUCGCGUAUUCGGUGGCCAUCCGUAGGCCCAGUAGGAGUACGCCGGCGCGUACCGAUCAGCAAGCGAUAACUGAGAACGCGCGCGCUUUCUCUCUCUCUCUCAGCCCUCCUAACUUCACUUCUGCUCCUCUUAUUUUUUUCUCACAGGAAAGAUGGGGCUGCAGCCGAAUGGCGCUUGCAAGAACCGGUUCCCACUCCUGUCGAUUUGCCGUGCAGACCCAGGGCGGAGGGAUAAUCGAAGUUGUGGGCGGUCGGGAUACAAAGCGGCAGUAUCGGAUGCGGAGAAAUCUCACAACUGAUGAUCCCCGCGUGGCUUCUUCUUCUUCUCUGCCAUUCGCUGACCCCCCGCUCGCGCCAAUCUCUUACCGACUGGAGCGCCGUUGGCGCUAUGAGGAGCACGAGGUAAAUGCUCCUUCCUUUUUGCGGUGCGACAGAAUAGCAUUACUGACAGGACAACGGGCCCGCGACCCAGUGGUUAGGGUGUUGGACUCCUAACCAGUAGGUCGGAACUCGAGCCACGGGGGGUCGGGUGCCUCUCGAGAUUGGGUGGCUGGCUGGUUGGCCGAUUACGGCCGACAGGCCAGACGUGGUCAUUUCAUUCUCUUUUGUUUUUGCCGUUGCUGUGCCGGACUCGAGAGAAAUCCCCAGGGCAAAACGGGACGAGUGAAUUCCGUAACACGAUCGGUGAGCGCCACCCCCCUCUGCCACUUUCCUUAAUGUUGAACAAUUAAUGUGUAUGGGGGGGGCGGUUUGACAAGCUAGGUCACCAGAACAACGCGGAAUGCAGCCUUUUUACAGCCACAGAAGUUUAUACGAAAGUCUAAUCUGUUGCAGAUCUUUGAUCGAGGUGCCUACAGUCUACCCCAACAGAUUGCCGUGAAAUUUCACCUUCUUUCUGUCUCUCCUACUGGGAACUCCGGUCGGUCCCUGCCCAACCUAGCUGGGUUGUACAGCAGGAUAAGGAUGUGACACAACUUUCCUUUAAGUUGGCGCUAACUGUACACCUCAUUAAAUGAGCUCGCAUGCUGGGAGUAUAGUCUAGGACGAAAGCGAGAAGUCUACUGCUUAGUGGCAACGGAAUCAAAGCGGGGGCCGAUCCUGCCCGUGGAUGAACUGCCUAAGGAUUGAUGCCAGGAGAGUGGUUAUAUUCCAAGUUAUCUGCGGCAUGCGUACAUCAAGCAGAGAGACUGCGUCUUCGGCCGUGCAUUCUCUGGACCACUUUGUAUAAACAGGCCACAGCUAUAAUUUGCCCCUUUGCAAAGUCAGCGUCUCCCAAUGUUUCAUCCCGACUGGAUUCUUGCAGAUCUUUUAGGCCGCCUUCAUCCUGUUGCGUGAUCAGGCAUUGUAGGCAAAAUAAGCACAUAUGGAUCACGUUGCUUUAUUUAACUCCUAAAACAUCGAUUUAAUCAAGUACCCAAACUUUAAAGAAGGGUUCGAUUUCCAGUUGCCUACUCAACACGCCUAGUCUCUUCAGGGUCUCAAGCGUCUAGUCUCAGCCUAAAUGUCGACAAGUGGGUCUGUGCCCCUCGGUCGCUUCUCCUCCCAACCCCGAUAUUUUCUUGAUUGAUGGUCCGCUGAGCCAGCUGCGGACGAAUCCGAUUACAGUCAGAAGUAGCCUGACAUCAUCAUCAUCAUCAUCAUCAUCAUCAUCAUCAUCAGCGACUACUGCAUCCUGCCGCAUUGCGCAUGCUCCUAGCAUUUGACUUCGAUGUCAAUGAUUCGAACCGCCUUUUUCAUUCAUUGGCUCACUGGUCGCGUUUUUAUCAUCUCUUCCACCGACAGACUCAAGCUCGUCCUCUGGGUCUCGCCUACAGCCCAGAUAACAGGCUACUCGCCAGCGGUUGUUGGGGUAGCGACGGGCCGGUGGUCUAUAGGAGUCCCUGGCGGAAAGGCCCCCACUCCGUAGAAGGGGAGGAGGCAGCGGCGGCCUGUCUUCGUCUCGGCAAGGCCAUCCGAGGUGUCCUCAUCAGCGACGUCGCCUGGCUGCCUAUCGGCACACUUGAAGUUGACGGACAAGCUCUGGUUGCUGUUAAAAACAACUGUGAUCUGGGCAUCUACCGAAUUUCUCAGCCCAUGUAA
Molecule: messenger RNA, 12676 nt
Organism: Spirometra erinaceieuropaei
Lineage: Eukaryota; Metazoa; Platyhelminthes; Cestoda; Diphyllobothriidea; Diphyllobothriidae
Source: the annotation of a GenBank genome assembly